AUGUCAGACGGUACAUUCAAAGCAGAUGCUGUGACGAGUAACGACGAGCUGGACCCUCCAUCGGCGUCAGUGUCAAGCAGUAGAACGAAUGCAGAGACUCAGCCACCAAAAGCACAGUUGAUUACAGAACCGAAGCGUAGGGGGAGGCCGCCGAAAGACAAAUCAGCAAUUGCCGUCUCUACUGGCAGGCCACGCAGAGCUUCCGAGAUCUCACGUCUGCACGAGAAGGUACGGCCACGCUCAUCACUCCCGACAAGCCUGCCCAAAGACGUCUUCGCCAGUGAAUGCGUUGAAGCCGCAUACGCUUCUAGACUGGAUCCUUAUGCGUUACAUCCUAGCGAGCACCGGCUGCUGGUAAACGUUCUAAUGAAUACCGAGGUCACGGUAUACCUCAAUAUUCGCAAUGCGCUACUGCGACUGUGGCUGCAGAACCCGCUCUGUUCUGUGACCGUUGAAGAAGCCGCAGGCUGCGCGAAAGACGGUCGAUUCUUCGGUUUGGCUGAAGUUGCGUACAAGUGGCUCGUACGACAUGGCUAUAUCAACUUUGGCUGCACUGAGGUGCCACGAGACCCAACGCCUCCAAAGAAGACUGCCAGCCAGAAAACGGUCGUGGUUAUCGGCGCCGGUGUCGCCGGCCUGACAACGGCACGUCAGCUGGAAGGCCUCUUUGCGCAGCAGUCAGAACGGUGGACUGACAUAGGCGAGAGGCCCCCGCAUGUGGUAGUAUUGGAAGGACGGAAGCGCAUCGGCGGACGGGUGUAUUCAAAGCCUCUCCGGAGCCAGUCCGCCGAAACCUUACCUCAAGGUCUGCGCAACACCGUAGAGAUGGGUGCCAUGAUUGUCACAGGCUUCGAGCACGGCAACCCAUUGGACACCGUCAUCCGCGGACAGCUCGGUCUUGCGUACCAUCUUAUGACGGACGAGCUCACGAUCUACGACUGUGACGGCAAGGCUAUUGAUCAGAAGAAGGACAUGAUCAACACGGAGCUCUACACCGACAUAUCCGACAGAGCGGGUGAGUAUCGUGCGAUGGCGCAGAAUUUCAACACAUUGAAGGGUGAUGAAGAGCUCAUCGAUCGUGCAAGAGACCCCAUAGCAGGCGGCUACGAGAACUUUCAGCUCGAACCGCUUAUUCCGCUAGAAAAUGCGAAGCCCCGGAAGCCUGUGUUGAGAAGAGGGAGACGACGCAAUGCGCCGUCGGGCACCGAGAAGCUUACGGGUAGAAGUCGGGUGAUCGAAGAAAGCGAUGCAACAUUGAGCGCAGCGCGGGCGGCGAAGACAAUGGGCUGGCAGCUCAAAGAGGGUAUCGCGAAGAAUCAGUCGAUUUCGCUGCAUAAGGUGGCUCGGUCAAGUGCAUAUCCUACACUUGGCGCUGUAAUGGACGAAGCGAUCGAGCAGUAUCGGGACCUCAUCGACCUAACAGCGCAGGACAUGCGACUACUGAAUUGGCACCACGCGAAUCUCGAAUACGCCAACGCGGCCCCGGUAUCCUCGUUGAGCUUGUCCGGUCAUGAUCAGGAUACAGGCAACGAGUUUGAGGGCGCUCAUUCCGAGAUCAUUGGCGGAUACAGCCAGUUACCAAUAGGGCUGAUGACCUUGCCAACACAGCUCGAUGUACGCUUCGAGCGAGUGGUGGACAGCAUACACUACAAAGCUGAUAGCGAUGACAAGGUUGCAACGAAAGUGGUUUGCACCAACGGCGAGGUGUACGAGGCAGAUGAGGUCAUCAUAACCACCCCAUUAGGCGUACUCAAGUCUGACAUGGUCGACUUCGACCCACCUCUUCCGGACUGGAAAUACGGCGCGAUUGACCGGCUAGGCUUUGGCCUGCUCAAUAAGCUCGUCCUGCUCUACGACAAAGCUUUCUGGGAUAACGGCCGUGAUAUGUUUGGUCUGCUCAAUGAAGCUGAGCGCAGAGGCAGCCUCGACCCGGACGACUAUGCUAAGAGCAGAGGACGCUUCUACCUGAUAUGGAAUGCUACCAUGACCAGCGGCAGACCAAUGUUAGUGGCGCUUAUGUCAGGACACUCAGCGCACGAGGCAGAGCAAACAGAUACCAAUACGCUGCUGGCCGAUAUCAAUCGCCGUUUAAGAGACGCUUUCGGCGAAGACAAGGUUCCGGCACCGAUCGAAGUAAUCGUCACGAGGUGGAAGCGCGACCCUUUCACAAGAGGCACGUACUCCUACGUCGCCCCAGAAACGAGGCCAGGUGACUAUGACCUUAUGGCGGAGCCGGUUGGCAAUCUUCACUUUGCUGGCGAGGCGACCUGCGGCACACAUCCUGCGACCGUGCAUGGCGCCUUCCUAUCCGGCCUGCGAGUCGCUGCUGAUGUUAUGACUUCGCUCGCUGGUCCAGUCACCCUACCAACUCCGCUUGUUGGAUCUUCUCCUGUUAAGACUGAAAAGCCAGCUGGUCCGCCUCAGCAGAGCGUGUGCCCCAGUGAUAACUCAUUUUGGGUGCAACCAGCCGCACACAGCGCCCCUGACUUCGGUAACGAUUCAGAAAUCACGAACGUGAUCCUAAGCCAGAUUGGCGAACGGCCCGUCAAGCCGAAGCGACCAGGUGUGAACCCUUUCCUGCUGUGGACCAAGGCCAACUGGGAGAAGUGUAAGAACUCGUGUAGUUCGAACAAUCCCUCGGCGGGCCGCGACGCCAUACGCGCCACCCUUGGACAGUGGUGGCGCGCUGCAUCUGAGGUGGAGAAGGAGCCGUACAUGGCGGAGAGUCGGGUGGCACAAGAGGUGGCGGAUAAGAUACGCCGGGAAUGGGAUACCAAGGUACAAGAAUGGGAUCUCGAGGCGAGGCGUAUACGAAAAGAAUAUGCGACGAGUCGUCUGCCGCUGAGUGGAGCUGCUGAGCAUAGUGGUGCUAUCGCCAGCGUAGCUUUGUUGGGUUUGAGCAAGCGAAGGACCAAUACGAGCAGUUGCGUGGUGCUGGAUCGUGCUUGA
Messenger RNA from Baudoinia panamericana UAMH 10762, 2949 nucleotides. RefSeq lists its product as uncharacterized. NCBI's taxonomy places the organism in Eukaryota, Fungi, Ascomycota, Dothideomycetes, Mycosphaerellales, Teratosphaeriaceae. Gene Ontology annotation, molecular function: oxidoreductase activity; protein binding. The transcript has 3 exons. The record is from RefSeq and is a predicted model, not a curated record. The coding region runs from base 1 to 2949 and encodes 982 amino acids.